GCAUCACCACUGCAUGAUGUUGGGCUGUUUAAUAUACAUUAUUUUUAGAGAAACAAUAGAAGCCGGUAAUUUAGAAAUUACCUAACAGACUUGCAGAUGGAUACUUUAUUGGUGAGGGUAUAAGGGGAUUCUCAGGGCAGCUCUCAGUAUAUCUCUGUCUCUCCUACUGGUGGGAUGUCUUGAAGAAGCCUGUGUUUAACAGCCGAAACGUCGACAGAUAAUUACGUGGUGCAGAUCCAGAGACCUUGAGGAUGGACAUGGACCGGAGUCAAACAAAUGAGAGGAUAUUACAUCUCACCCUGGAGAUCGUCCACCUGCUGACUGGGGAGGAUUACAUAGUAGUGAAGAAGGCAUCCUUUGACCAUCUGACAACCAUGAACUGUGCCUCCAUCACGGUGCCUCCACCUCAGUCACAGAUACUUGAGAGGCACAAUGACCAGAAGAUCCUGGAACUCACCAAAAAGAUAAUUAAGCUGCCGUCUGGAGAGGAGGGGGAGUAUAUAGAGGAACACAGGGGUCUGUACAAGGACGUGAUGAUGGAGAAUCACCGGCCCCUCACAUCACUGGAUGGACCCAGUAACAGAGAUACCCCAGAGAGAUGUCCCCGUCCUCUGUAUUCCCAGGAUUGUACAGAGGAGAAUCACAGGAUACCACAGGAGGAUCAGAGUGAAUUUCUGACUGAUAAUAAUGCAGACGAUAUAGUGGGAGAAGAAGAGACGUAUGUGCUAGAUAAUAUGGCAAUACAUACAGAAGGAGAAGAAGAGACAAAUGUGACUGAUAUAAAGGGAGAAGAGACGUAUGUGAUGGAUAAUAUGGCAAUACAUACAGAAGAAGAAGAGACAAAUGUAACUGAUCUAAAGGGAGAAGAGACUUAUGUGAUGGAUAAUAUGGCAAUACAUACAGAAGGAGAAGAGACAAAUGUAACUGAUCUAAAGGGAGAAGAGACGUAUGGGAGAGGUGAUCAGCAGUGUAAGGAGGAAGAAAUCCCUACAAUUAUCAGCUCAGCAGAUGGACAAAGAUGCAGGAAUACCUCGGAGGAACAUCUAACUGUGUUUCCAGAUUUUAAAUUAGAAAAGAACAUCACACGAGAUUCUGCAGGGGAGAACCCCAUUACCCCAAUUAUACAUCCAGUACCUCACAGUGCAGAUAUAUCAUCUGAUCCCUCUAACCAUGAGGAGUGUCCCAUUAAUUCAGAUGUUGCUACACAUAAUGCAGCUCCUACAGAUGCUACAGUUUUUCCCUCUUCUGAAUUUGUUGAAAGUGUUAAUAAUCAGUCAGUCUGUAUUAGACAGAAGAAGCGCACAUGUAAGAAACAAUAUCCAUGCUCUGAGUGUGGGAAAUGUUUUAUGUAUAAAUCAAGUCUUAUUACACAUCAGAAACUUCACACAGGUGAGAGUCCAUUUUCAUGCUCUGAAUGUGGGAAAUGGUUUACACAGAAAUCGGGUCUUCUUCUACAUCAGAGACUUCACACAGGUGAGAGUCCAUUUUCAUGCUCUGAUUGUGGGAAAUGUUUUAAUCAGAAAUCACAUCUUAUUGCACAUCACAGAAGUCACACAGGUGAGAAACCAUUUCCAUGCUCUGAGUGUGAGAAAUGUUUUUCACUUAAAUCACAUCUUAUUACACAUCACAGAAGUCACACAGGUGAGAAGCCGUUUCUGUGUUCUGAGUGUGGGAAAUGUUUUACACAUAAAUCAACUCUUGUUGCACAUCAGAGAAUUCACACAGGUGAGAGGCCGUUUCCAUGCACUGAAUGCGGGAAAUGUUUUUCAAUGAAAUCAGAUCUUGUCAAACAUCAGAGAAUUCACACAGGUGAGAAGCCAUUUUCAUGCUCUGACUGUGGGAAAGGUUUUCCAUAUAAAUCACCUCUUAUUAAACAUCAGAGAGUUCACACAGGUGAAAAGCCAUUUUCAUGCUCUGAGUGUGGGAAAUGUUUUCCAGAUAAGUCACCUCUUCUUAAACAUCAGAGAAUUCACACUGGUGAAAAGCAAGUUUCAUGUUCUGAGUGUGGGAAAUGUUUUACAAAAAAAUCAGCUCUUGCUGCACAUCAGAAAAUUUUACGUUGUGCGGAUCCAGAGACCCUGAGGAUGGACAUGGACCGGAGUCACACAAAUGAGAGGAUAUUACAUCUCACCCUGGAGAUUGUCCACCUGCUGACUGGGGAGGAUUACAUAGUAGUGAAGAAGGCAUCCUUUGCCCAUCUGACAACCAUGAACUGUGCCUCCAUCACGGUGCCUUCACCUGAGUCACAGAUACUUGAGAGGCACAAUGACCAGAAGAUCCUGGAACUCACCAAAAAGAUCAUUGAGCUGCUGUCUGGAGAGGAGGGGGAGUAUAUAGAGGAACACAGGGGUCUGUACAAGGACGUGAUGAUGGAGAAUCACCGGCCCCUCACAUCACUGGAUGGACCCAGUAACAGAGAUACCCCAGAGAGAUGUCCCCGUCCUCUGUAUUCCCAGGAUUGUACAGAGGAGAAUCACAGGAUCCCACAGGAGGAUGAGAAUGAAUUUCUGACUGAUAAUAGUGCAGACGAUAUAGAGGGAGAAGAAGAGACGUAUGUGAUAGAUAAUAUGGCAAUACAUACAGAAGGAGGAGAAGAGACAAAUGUGACUGAUAUAAAGGGAGAAGAGACGGAUGUGAUGGAUAAUAUGGCAGAAGAUACAGAGGGAGAAGAAGAGACGUAUGUGAUAGAUAAUAUGGCAAUUCGUACAGAAGGAGAAGAAGAGACAAAUGUGACUGAUAUAAAGGGAGAAGAGACGGAUGUGAUGGAUAAUAUGGCAAUACAUACAGAAGAAGGAGAAGAGACAAAUGUGACUGAUAUAAAGGGAGAAGAGACGGAUGUGAUGGAUAAUAUGGCAAUACAUACAGAAGAAGGAGAAGAGACAAAUGUGACUGAUAUAAAUGGAGAAGAGACGUAUGUGAGAGGUGAUCAGCAGUAUAAGGAGGAAGAAAUCCCUACAAUUAUCAGCUCAGCAGAUGGACCGAUGGGCAGGAAUACCUCGGAGGAACAUCUAACUCUGUUUCCAGAUUUGAAAUUAGAAAAGAACAUCACACGAGAUUCUGCAGGGGAGAACCCCAUUACCCCAAUUAUACAUCCAGUACCUCACAGUGCAGAUAUAUCAUCUGAUCCCUCUAACUAUGAGGAGUGUCCCAUUAAUUCAGAUGUUUCUACACAUAGUGCAGCUCCUAUAGAUGCUACAGUUUUUCCCUCUUCUGAAUUUGUUAAAAGUGUUAAUAAUCAGUCAGUCUGUAUUAGACAGAAGAAGCGCACAUGUAAGAAACAAUACCCAUGCUCUGAGUGUGGGAAAUGUUUUACACGUAAAUCAAGUCUUAUUACACAUCAGAGACUUCACACAGGUGAGAGUCCAUUUUCAUGCUCUGAAUGUGGGAAAUGGUUUACACAGAAAUCGGGUCUUCUUAUACAUCAGAAACUUCACACAGGUGAGAGUCCAUUUUCAUGCUCUGAAUGUGGGAAAUGGUUUACAAAGAAAUCGGGUCUUCUUAUACAUCAGAGACUUCACACAGGUGAGAGUCCAUUUUCAUGCUCUGAAUGUGGGAAAUGGUUUAAUCAGAAAUCACAUCUUAUUGUACAUCACAGAAGUCACACAGGUGAGAAACCAUUUCCAUGCUCUGAGUGUGGGAAAUGUUUUUCACUUAAAUCACAUCUUACUGUACAUCACAGAAGUCACACAGGUGAGAAGCCGUUUCUGUGUUCUGAGUGUGGGAAAUUUUUUACAUAUAAAUCAACUCUUGUUACACAUCAGAGAAUUCACACAGGUGAGAGGCCGUUUCCGUGCACUGAAUGCGGAAAAUGUUUUAUAAAGAAAUCAGAUCUUGUCAUACAUCAGAGAAUUCACACAGGUGAGAAGCCAUUUUCAUGCUCUGACUGUGGGAAAUGUUUUCCAUGUAAAUCGCCUCUUCUUAAACAUCAGAAAAUUCACAUAGGUAAGAAGCCAUUUUCAUGCUCUGACUGUGGGAAAUGUUUCCCAUAUAAGUCGCCUCUUCUUAAACAUCAGAAAAUUCACAUAGGUGAAAAGCAAAUUUCAUGUUCCGAAUGUGGGAAAUGUUUUACAAAAAAAUCAGCUGUUGCUGCACAUCAGAGAAUUCACACAAGAUCUAGAAACAAAAUGAAUUCUCUUAUGCUUUUGAACUAUAAUGGUGAAUAUGAGGUCACCUUUGAUAUUUUACGUGGUGCGGAUCCAGAGACCCUGAGGAUGGACAUGGACCGGAGUCACACAAAUGAGAGGAUAUUACAUCUCACCCUGGAGAUUGUCCACCUGCUGACUGGGGAGGAUUACAUAGUAGUGAAGAAGGCAUCCUUUGCCCAUCUGACAACCAUGAACUGUGCCUCCAUCACGGUGCCUUCAUCUGAGUCACAGAUACUUGAGAGGCACAAUGACCAGAAGAUCCUGGAACUCACCAACAAGAUAAUUGAGCUGCCGUCUGGAGAGGAGGGGGAGUAUAUAGAGGAACACAGGGGUCUGUACAAGGACAUGAUGAUGGAGAAUCACCGGCCCCUCACAUCACUGGAUGGACCCAGUAACAGAGAUACACCAGAGAGAUGUCCCCGUCCUCUGUAUUCCCAGGAUUGUACAGAGGAGAAUCACAGGAUCCCACAGGAGGAAGAGAAUGAAUUUCUGACUGAUAAUCGUGCAGACGAUAUAGAGGGAGAAGAAGAGACAUAUGUGAUUGAUAAUAUGGCAGAAGAUAUAGAGGGAGAAGAAGAGACGUAUGUGAUAGAUAAUAUGGCAAUACAUACACAAGGGGAAGAAGAGACAAAUGUGACUGAUAUAAAGGGAGAAGAGACGUAUGUGAGAGGUGAUCAGCAGUGUAAGGAGGAAGAAAUCCCUACAAUUAUCAGUUCAGCAGAUGGACAGAGAGGCAGGAAUACCUCGGAGGAACAUCUAACUGUGUUUCCAGAUUUUAAAUUAGAAAAGAACAUCACACGAGAUUCUGCAGGAGAAAACCUAAUUUCCCCAAUUGUACAUCCAGUGCCUCACAGUGCAGAUAUAUCAUCUGCUCCCUCUAACCAUGAGGAGUGUCCCAUUAAUUCAAAUGUUUCUACACAUAGUGCAGCUCCUACAGAUGCUACAGUCAUUCCCUCUUCUGAAUUUGUUAAAAGGGUUAAUAAUCAGUCAGUCUGUAUUAGACAGAAGAAGCGCACAUAUAAGAAACAAUAUCCAUGCUCUGAGUGUGGGAAAUGUUUUACACGUAAAUCAAGUCUUAUUACACAUCAGAGACUUCACACAGGUGAGAGUCCAUUUUCAUGCUCUGAAUGUGGAAAAUGGUUUAGACAGAAAUCGGGUCUUAUUACACAUCAGAGACAUCACACAGGUGAGAAUCCAUUUUCAUGCUCUGAUUGUGGGAAAUGUUUUAAACAGAAAUCACAUCUUAUUGUACAUCACAGAAGUCACACAGGUGAGAAACCAUUUCCAUGCACUGAGUGUGGGAAAUGUUUUUCACUUAAAGCACAUCUUAUUACACAUCACAGAAGUCACACAGGUGAGAAGCCGUUUCUAUGUUCUGAGUGUGGGAAAUUUUUUACACAUAAAUCAACUCUUCUUACACAUCAGAGAAUUCACACAGGUGAGAGGCCGUUUCCGUGCACUGAAUGCGGAAAAUGUUUUAUAAAGAAAUCAGAUCUUGUCAUACAUCAGAGAAUUCACACAGGUGAGAAGCCAUUUUCAUGCUCUGACUGUGGGAAAUGUUUUCCACGUAAAUCGCCUCUUCUUAAACAUCAGAGAAUUCACACAGGUGAGAAGCCAUUUUCAUGCUCUGACUGUGGGAAAUGUUUUCCACGUAAAUCGCCUCUUCUUAAACAUCAGAAAAUUCACAUAGGUGAAAAGCAAAUUUCAUGUUCCGAGUGUGGGAAAUGUUUUACAAAAAAAUUAGCUCUUGCUGCACAUCAGAGAAUUCACACAAGAUGAAAACCGUAUCAAAGAUAUUAAAGAGGGUUGCAGCAAUCUAUUGUAAAAGUCAUUAUAUCUCUUUUUCGGGGUCCAUGCUGAUUCACAGGGACAAUCAGGUUGUAGAGCUGCGGAGAAGAUCUAGGCAUCAAAGGCUUUUAAGCUCCCAGGAUGCUUCGGUCCUCUCUUCCUAUACCCCACCCACUGGCCAAAUGACUCCAAUUUUUCUCUGGUGCCGGAUGCACCAUUAGACAGAGUGGUUGCAUCUAAGCAACCACAAGCUUUACUUUCAUUUAUUUUUACUUCAGAGCAGCAGCACUUGGCUGUCCAGCGGAUGCCAGCGCUGUUGCUCCUACAACUCCCCACCCGGCGCAGCAACACCAGUAACUGGUCUUGUAAUCUCGACGGGCGCCGGAUAAGGCUCACGCUAGCAAAGCUUUUCGGAAACCACCGCCAGCCAGCGGGGGGACAGGUAAGGCGGGUCUCCGUGCAAGCGGAGCCCCACGUCUUUUAGUGUGGUCUUUCCUCUGGUUGCGGAGAUGGACCAGAGGUGCAGGUGUGGGCGCCGGUCCAUCCACGACCCUACUAGGCCCACUAGGGCAAUAUUGUACCGGGUAGCUGGGGAUAUUCUACAGCCAGGCUCCCCGGGGGUAACGUCAGCAUAGGGGAGGUACGCUACCCCAGCGGCCCCUUCCCCGACUCAGAGCGAGUCUCCACAGCAGUUUCCCGCCUUUGAGCUGCUCCUCCCUCACCCUCCUCUCUUUCAGAGACGCUCAGCGGCUAUUUCCUCAGGGUCACAGGCUGCAGCUGAAGCUCUCCAGUAUACCUGUCCUCAUCAAUCAUGUUAUACAGCAGUUCAUAUCCUGUGUAGUUGAUACAGUGCCCAUUGCAAUAUAAAUAUAUAUAUAUAUAUAUAUAUAUAUAUAUAUUGUUAAAUACUACUUUAACCAUGUUGUUCGAGUUAACGUUAAGUAACUGACUGUAUGGAAGUCAGAUUUAGAAAAGCAAGUGAAUAUUUAUUUUUAAGGACCACGCCCAUAUACAGGUUUAGAGACUACAUUCUCUUAGCCUGGGUCAAAAUUAAUCAACCCAGAAACAUGUCAAUACAAUGAAUUUUAUAACAUACAGUUACGCCCCAUUCUUAUAACCCUCCCAUAUGAUUUCAUGCAUCUUCAGUACAGUGUUAUGCAAUAUUAGGACAAUUGGCAAAGACAACCAAGAGAUAUUUAGCCAAUACAUCCUCAUGAUGAGUCUGACUCGUGCUUUUAACCAUGUGUCCUUGAUUAUAAUAAAGUAUACAAUUUUCCUAA
Pseudophryne corroboree (corroboree frog) is the source of this 7213-nucleotide messenger RNA. RefSeq lists its product as uncharacterized. The record is from RefSeq and is a predicted model, not a curated record. The transcript is spliced from 20 exons. Lineage: Eukaryota; Metazoa; Chordata; Amphibia; Anura; Myobatrachidae. The coding region runs from base 252 to 5924 and encodes 1890 amino acids.